GCGUUCGGCAAGGUAUAAGGUUGUGGACCUAUAGGCACACCUAUCCCGACCUUGUCAGCCCAGGCCCAAACUCUGUAAAGCCUUUUCGUGAAGCUCCGGCCCAACGUCCAAGAUUCCAAUGCCGUCUCGAAUCUGUACAUACUCGAUAUACGUUUCAAGCAUGGCCACCUCGGCCUCAGCAAGCGACCAAUGUUACACUGGCGGGUCGGGCCAGUGUCCAGCUGAAAGCUUCGAUGCCAGGCCGAGUCGUAGUUUCCAGAUCUCGAUGUCGGAAUCACUCCCUCUGAGCCAAUCUACUUGGCGAUCUUGGUCGCUUGAAGCUCACCCACCGGGGCAUUCAUCCGUUGAUCCAUCUUCAGAAUUGAUUUGCGACACAAGAGCUACAUGUCUUCGAUUGAGCUCUUGCCAUCCUGAACUUUGAUCACUCAGCUUCACAUCCAUCCUUUCACUGGCUGAGUUUGACAGACUGCAGCGUCGCAAUUCAGCAAGACCCGCAUCGAGGUCGUCAGUGCGCGCUGGAUCGAUAGAACGCGGGUCAAUAGAGUGACCCAUGGUG
Molecule: messenger RNA, 556 nt
Organism: Dissoconium aciculare CBS 342.82
Lineage: Eukaryota; Fungi; Ascomycota; Dothideomycetes; Mycosphaerellales; Dissoconiaceae
Exons: 1
Coding region: 119-421 (100 amino acids)
Source: RefSeq, a predicted model, not a curated record